Molecule: messenger RNA, 1138 nt
Organism: Paramecium primaurelia
Lineage: Eukaryota; Ciliophora; Oligohymenophorea; Peniculida; Parameciidae
Source: the annotation of a GenBank genome assembly
AUUUAAUUUACGUGUUAAAAUGGAAACGUGGGUACAAGAGACAUAAAAGUUAUAUUUUUCUGGCUAUCCAUUUAUUGAGUAUGGCGUAGGGGGCUAUAUCAUUCUUAUUUCUUUGCUUCUUGCUUUAAAAUGCCUUUUUAAUUGCAAAACCAAACAUCCAGCUAAUUUCAAUGUAUCAUUAAAAAUCCAUUUAGGUUGUGAAAUUUAAAAUUCCUAAUAGUAAUACUAAUACCAGUGUAUCAUCUAAUUAAUAAGAACUCAUAAAUAACUAAACAAGAGUGAUUUAACAAUUAAAUGAAAAAUUAAUAACAAUGCAGUAAGGAUUUGAUAAAUUGUCUAAGGAACACAUUUAAUUGCGUACAAGUAUCAAAUAACCUUAAAUUAUAUAGCUUUAUCUGAUUUAUAAUCCUAAGUCUUUGAUAUUUUAACUAAAAAGAAAAAUUCUAACCCUCCAUAACUUUAAGCCAAAUCUAUUAAAUCUUAAAUCAUUUAACCAUCCUUAAAUUUUGAGAAAUAAGAAAUGCGAUCAAAAUAAUCAGUAUUAGAAGGGCAAGAAUAAUAGAGAACAUCAAAAGAAUAAUUAGAAGAUGAACAAUUUUUGUAAAAGUAGGUUGAAUAAUAAAAAGAAGCAGAAUAUGAGUAAUAAUACUUGUAAUAGUAAUCAUCAUAAUAAUUAUAGUAAUAAUAAUAAUAAUAGCAAUAAUAUUAAUAAUAAUAAUAGUAAUAAUAAGAGCAAUAAUAAUAAUAAUAGUAAUAAUAAUAAUAGUAAUAAUAAUAAUAGUAAUAAUAAUAAUAAUAAUAAUAAUAAUAAUAAUAAUAAUAAUAAUAGUAAUAAUAAUAAUAAUAAUAAUAAUAAUAAUAAUAAUAAUAAUAAUAAUAAUAAUAAUAAUAAUAAUAAUAACUAUUAUUAUAGCAAUAGUAGUAAUAAAAUGAAGAAAAUCUUUCUCAACGUUAAUUUAAAGAAUAAGAAGAUAAUCAAUAAAAUACAAUAAUUGCUUAGCCUUAAGAACAAGUGAAUCAAUCAUAAACUAAUCCCUUUGCCACAGAAUAACCUCCUGUCGUAAGAAAACCUUAAAACCCACCUACUCCUAGAAGAAUACCUCCUUAAUUGAGACCAAAGUGAUAAAAUUCAUAUAGU